GGAGGUGCAGGAGGAGGGAGGUGAAAGGAUAAAAGGAGGGAGCUGCAGAGCGGCAGUCUACACUGACAGCGGAACAGGACCAGGUAGGAGGAUGAGUAGGACUCCGCUGUGGCUGCUGGCCUCUCUGGCCUUUGCCUCUCUAACUUCUCUGGCUGAUGGAUCUCCACUGAAGGUGAUGUCUUCCCCCAACUUGCUGCGUGUAGGAACAGCAGAAAACAUCUUUGUUGAGUGUCAAGACUGUUCUGGAGGAGACAUAAAGGUUGAUAUCAAUGUGAUGAACCAUCCAACCAAAACCACAAAGCUGGCAUCCGCAACUGUGACCCUUAACACUGCAAACGAGUUCCAGGCACUUGGACAAGUAACGAUCCCCCCGGGAGACUUCAGCAAGGAUCCCAACCUGAAGCAGUAUGUCUAUGUUCAAGCUCAGUUCCCUGACCGACUUCUGGAGAAAGUGGUCUUAGUGUCCUUCCAGUCUGGCUACAUCUUCAUCCAGACUGACAAGACCCUCUACACCCCCAACAGCAAAGUUCAUUACAGGAUGUUUGCAUUGACACCACGCAUGGAGCCCGUGGAGAGAGAUGACACAACUGAUGCCUCUAUUGCCAUUGAGAUUAUGACUCCUGAUGGCAUCAUUUUACCUCUUGAUCCAGUCUCUCUGAAAUCAGGGAUCCACUCUGGAGAUUACCAACUCGCUGAAAUUGUCAGUCCUGGACUGUGGAAAGUGGUGGCCAAGUUCCACAGCAACCCACAGCAGAGCUACACUGCAGAGUUUGAGGUCAAAGAAUAUGUGUUGCCCAGUUUUGAGGUGAAGCUGACACCUAUGAGUCCCUUCUUCUACGUGGACAGUCAAGACCUCACUGUCAACAUCAAAGCUACGUAUCUGUUUGGUGAAGAGGUUGAUGGGACAGCAUAUGUGGUAUUUGGAGUUGUACAUGAGCGUCAAAAGAGGAGCUUUCCAAGCUCACUUCAGAGAGUGCCGAUUGUGACAGGUGAAGGACAGGUCACACUGAAGAGAGAGCACAUCACACAGACCUUCCAACAAAUCAACCAGCUGGUCGGGAGCUCCAUAUUUGUAGCUGUCAGUGUGUUAACGGAGAGCGGUAGUGAGAUGGUGGAGGCAGAGUUGAGAGGUAUCCAGAUUGUCACAUCACCCUAUACCAUCCACUUCAAGAAAACGCCCAAAUAUUUCAAACCAGGGAUGUCCUUCGAUGUUUCGAUUGAAGUUGUGAAUCCAGAUGAAUCACCGGCACAAGGUAUUGCCGUGGUGGUAGAUCCAGGCAUGGUGCGGGGUUUCACCGCAGCUAAUGGCAUGGCAAAGCUUACCAUCAAUACAGUGGCAGGAGAGCAAAGGUUGACAAUCACUGCAAAGACCAGUGAUCCUCAAAUUUCAGCUAACAGACAAGCAUCAGCCACCAUGGUAGCUCUCCCAUACCAAACUAAGAGUGACAACUACAUCCACAUAGGAGUGGAUACAGCAGAGCUGCAAUUAGGAGACAACCUGAAAAUCAACCUCAACCUCAAGAGGCAGUCAAAUGACAACACUGAUAUCACAUACCUGAUCCUGAGCAGGGGCCAACUGGUCAAACAUGGCCGAUACAAGACAAGAGGCCAAGUACUGAUAUCUCUAAUAAUUCCCAUCACCAAAGAAAUGCUGCCAUCGUUCCGCAUCAUCGCCUACUACCAUACAACUGGCAAUGAAGUGGUAUCAGACUCUGUUUGGGUGGAUGUCAAGGACUCUUGCAUGGGCUCGCUGACGUUGGAAUCAUCGAGACCUGCUCCGUCUUAUGAGCCUCGCAGGAUGUUUGGUCUGAAGGUCACUGGAGAUCCAGGGGCCACAGUGGGACUGGUGGCAGUUGACAAAGGCGUCUACGUCCUGAAUAACAAGCACCGCCUCACCCAGAAGAAGGUGUGGGACAUUGUGGAGAAAUAUGACACAGGCUGCACACCAGGUGGAGGGAAGGACGGUAUGGGUGUGUUCUUCGAUGCCGGGCUGGUGUUUGAGUCCAGCACUGCUUCUGGGACUCCCUACAGACAAGAAUUGAAAUGUCCAGCGCCCAGCAGGAAGAAACGAGCCAGCACUAUAACAGAGGUCACAAGCACCUUGGUGAGUCGAUAUACAGAUGAACUACAACGUGACUGCUGUAGGGAUGGAAUGAGGGAAACCCCUCUUUCAUACACUUGUGAGAUACGCAGUGAGUACAUCUCCGACGGCGCAGCCUGUGUCGAAGCCUUCCUGCACUGCUGCAAGGAGAUGGAAAGCCAGCGGGCUGACAAGAAGGAGGAAAGCCUCAAACUUGCUCGCAGCGAGGACGAUGACAACAGUUACAUGGACAGCAAUGAAAUUGUGUCUCGCACCAAGUUCCCUGAGAGUUGGCUGUGGUCAGACAUCACACUGCCUGCUUGCCCGCGUCAAACACCCAACUGUGAUUCCACAUCACUUGUGAAAAAUGUUCCUUUGCAAGACUCAAUCACAACCUGGCAGUUCACUGGCGUCAGUCUGUCAAGAACCCACGGAAUCUGUGUUGGCGAUCCAUUAGAAGUGAUUGUCCGGAAGGAAUUCUUCAUUGAUCUCAGACUGCCCUACUCUGCUGUCCGUGGAGAGCAGUUGGAAAUUAAGGCAAUCCUCCACAACUACAGCCCUGAUCAUGCCACUGUGCGUGUGGAUCUGAUUGAGACAGAGGAUGUGUGCAGUGCAGCUUCUAAACAUUCACGGUAUCGUCAGGAGGUCAGAGUUGGGCCCAGCACUACCCGAUCGGUUCCCUUUAUUAUUAUUCCUAUGAGGGAAGGACAGUUCCGCAUUGAGGUCAAAGCAGCUGUUAAAGACUCAUCGCUCAAUGAUGGAAUCAUGAAGAUGCUGCGGGUGGUGCCUGAAGGCGUACUGGUUAAACAACCAAAAAUUGUUACUCUAGACCCUGUUCAUAAAGGCCAAGGUGGUAAACAAGAAGAAAUUUUGAACAGUGCAAUUCCAAAGAAAGAUUUGGUUCCAAACUCACCUACAAGCACACAGAUCUCUGUGACAGGGAGGGAACAAGUGGCCCCACUGGUGGAGAAUGCCAUUAAUGCGAAAUCAAUGGAUACGCUCAUCCAACAGCCCUCAGGUUGUGGAGAGCAGAACAUGAUCAGAAUGACCCUGCCCGUCAUUGCAACCAUAUAUUUGGACAAAACCAACCAGUGGGAAACUGUGGGCUUUCAGAAGAGGGCCGAAGCCCUCCAGCACAUCAAGACUGGCUACCAGAACCAGCUUGCCUACCGUAAAAAGGAUGGGUCUUUUGCUGUAUGGGCCAAUCGCGAAGGUAGCACCUGGUUGACAGCUUAUGUUGUCAAGGUGUUUGCCAUGGCCAACGAAAAGGUGGCGGUGCAAAGUGACGUGGUCUGUGACGCUGUCAAGUUUCUGAUUCUCAAAGCACAGCAACCUGAUGGCUUGUUCAGAGAAGUUGGACGGGUGUCCCACGGAGAGAUGAUCGGUGAUGUGCGUGGCACAGAUUCAGAUGCCUCCAUGACAGCCUUCUGCCUUAUCGCCAUGCAGGAGUCGCGCAGACUGUGCGCUAACACUGUUAAUAGUCUGCCAGGCAGUAUAGACAAAGCAGCGGCCUACCUGGAGAAGCGUCUGCCCACCAUCACCAACCCAUAUGCUGUUGCCAUGACAUCAUACGCCCUGGCCAAUGAAGGAAAACUGAACCGAGACAUCCUCUACAACUUUGCUUCUACAGAGUUGUCCCACUGGCCUGUACCUAAGGGACGUGUUUACCAACUGGAGGCCACAGCUUAUGCUCUUCUUGCUCUGGUCAAGACCGAGGCCUUUGAGGAUGCCAGACCUAUUGUGAGAUGGUUCAACCAACAGCAGAAGGUGGGCGGAGGCUAUGGAUCAACUCAGGCUACCAUAAUAGUGUACCAGGCUGUAGCAGAGUACUGGGCCAGUGCUAAGGAACCAGAUUAUGACCUGAAUGUGGACAUCUUGUUGCCGGGCAGGGCAAAGCCUGAUAAGUACAACAUCAACAGGAAUAAUCGCUUUGCCACAAGAACGUCUAAAAUCAAUGAUAUAAACCAGGAUGUGAAAGUGACUGCCACAGGAGCAGGAGAAGCAACAGUGACAAUGGUGUCGUUGUACUACGCUCUGCCUAAAGAGAAGGAGAGCGACUGUGAGAAGUUUAACAUGACAGUGGAGCUCAUCCCAGACAAAAUGGAUGAGGAUGAGAAGAUUUACAAGCUGAAAAUAAGGGUUUUGUAUAAGGACAAGGACCAUGACGCAACUAUGUCAAUCUUGGAUAUCGGCCUGCUAACUGGCUACACCGUUAACACAAAUGAUCUGGACUUAUUGGCCAAAGGACGAGCCCGCACCAUUGCAAAAUAUGAGAUGAACACAGCCCUGUCAGAGAGAGGCUCUCUGAUCAUUUACCUGGACAAGGUUUCUCACACACGACCAGAGGAGAUCACAUUCAGGAUCCAUCAGAAGCUGAAAGUGGGCAUUUUACAACCAGCAGCUGUGUCUGUCUAUGAAUAUUAUGACCAAACACGUUGUAUGAAAUUCUACCAUCCACAGAGGAGAGGUGGACAGCUACUGAGGCUCUGUAGAAAUGAUGAAUGCACGUGUGCUGAAGAGAACUGCAGUAUGCAGAAGAAGGGCAAAAUCACCAAUGAUCAGCGCACAGCUAAAUCUUGUGAGAGUACACCGACCAGCAAAAUAGAUUAUGUGUACAAAGUGAGACUGGACGGAUUUACAGACGGCACAUCAACUGACAUUUACACAAUGCGAGUGCUGGAAGUCAUCAAGGAAGGAAGUUCUGAUGUGGGUCCUCUGGGUAAACUUCGCACAUUCCUCAGUUACCAGCACUGCAGGGAGGCUUUAGAUCUGCAGAAGGGCAAAACCUACCUUCUCAUGGGCACGUCCAAAGAUAUUCACAGAGACGAUGAAAAUCAAUCAUUUCAGUACGUGCUUGGUGAGAGAACCUGGGUUGAGUACUGGCCCACAGAGGCAGAGUGUCAAGCUGACGAACACAGACCUACUUGCUUGGGCAUGGAGGAGAUGGUCCAGCAGUACGCACUCUUUGGAUGUCAGCAGUAGUGAAACUUCUUCUUCUUUCUAUUUUGCCUUAUUCUUUUUCUGUCAAACUUUCACUGCUAUGAGAUGUAAGGGAAAAAAAUCACAAUGUUACAAUGUGUUCAUUAAAAUGUAAUGUAACCUCUC
Molecule: messenger RNA, 5185 nt
Organism: Lates calcarifer (barramundi perch)
Lineage: Eukaryota; Metazoa; Chordata; Actinopteri; Centropomidae
Product: complement C3-like
Cellular component (GO): extracellular region
Molecular function (GO): protein binding; endopeptidase inhibitor activity
Source: RefSeq, a predicted model, not a curated record